GUAUCCGCCACUCUCCAGUGGCCUCGCGAGUGCGCGCAAUUCAGGCUGAAAGACGCCGGUUGUACUCGUAUAUUCUCGGCAUAAAACCCCCAGAGUCUCCAACCCCCCGAUGGAUGAUAGAAGCGUGGUGGAAGCCGGUUUAUCCGCAGAACAUGUCGCGUACUCCCGCUAAACAGUCGAUCGCUAAUUUUCAACGGAUCUUUUAUUCUUCUGUGCUAAAUUUUCGGUGGAUUUACUCCUUGUUGUUUGCUUUUUAAUUUUUUGUUGUUGUUAAUGCUUAUUAUUUUUAAUUUUGGAAAUUAAUGUUAAUAUGUUCUAUAGACGGUGAUUUGUGUAUGCAAUUAAUAAAUAUUUAAAAUAAGUAAUUAAUAAUUUGGUGUAAAAAAAAUAUAAAAAUGAAAUGAAUGAGUGGUUUAUUUAAACUGUUUUUAGUGUUAAUCAAUAUGUGUAAUACCAAUUGAUGGCAAUAAUGUAUUUGCUUAUUAUAAACACAUGUGUUAACGAACAAACAAAAAUGAUAAGUUGCUUAUGUAGUGGCUGGGCAACCCAGCUGAGCAAUGACAGAAAUCACCAUUGUUAGUUUAUUGGUAAUAUAUUGAUGCUGUGAUUUGUUGAUCUUGUUGUUGUUAUUGUUGUGCUGGAGAAACGGAUUUAUUUUUAAAGAAACGAGUAAAGCUCUGAGGAAAGAUAAGACACAUGUGCAGUUAGGGUAUUGUUGGUAUUUACUGAUAGAUAUAUAGAUGAAAAUCUAAUUCUAUAAUUUUUUAUUUUUAAUUGGUUGAGAGACAAGUGAAAGAAGUGAAAAUGAUGUACUCACCUGAUAAGAUGAUGGGAAGUAAGGGUCUUCAUGGGACACCUAUUUCUGCGCCCGGGUGCUUUCCUUCCGGAAGAUACUCGCCGCCUUCUUAUCGCUCAGGCCCAGAAUCCAUGCCGCCUCCUCCGCCGCCGAGACGAUGCAUGCCCAAUCCUGGGAGUCGGAUAUUGGAAGAUGCCUCGAUAAUGUGUAAUUCCUGGUCACCUAGACACAAUGGUGACUUAUUUGGCGGUUUGAAUAGCGGACUACAAGACGGUCUGCUUUCGAGGGCAGAGGCUUUGGCAGCUGACUUAGGAAAGCACAAUGCAGGCACGCCAAUGCCUCUUAAGCAUGAUCCUGUAUCUGUAUAUCAUCACGGGGCACAUAUGCCUAGUCCACACCCAAACAAUCGGCCGCACCAUCAGGUACAAUCACACCUAUUUAUGAUCGCUCGAUGCUUGCAGAUGAGCCACCCGGGAAUGGAGAGCCUAGACAUGUUGGAUCCAGCGAACUCAAUGACCACGCUGACCCCGAUGUCCGAAGGUGGAGGCGGGGGUGGCGGCGGACCAGGCCAUCACGGCGGAAUCCACGGGCCCUCAGUUUACGGCGGAAUGAACGGCAUGAUGAGCCACCACCACCACGCGAAUAUUGGCGGAAGUGUUCCCCACCCCCACCACCCAGCGAUGGCCGCAGCAGCUGCAGCGGCAGCAGCAGCUGGGCUUCAUCCUGAUGCAGACACAGACCCCCGAGAACUUGAAGCCUUCGCAGAAAGAUUCAAGCAGAGACGCAUAAAGUUAGGCGUGACCCAAGCGGACGUCGGUAAGGCCCUCGCUAACCUAAAACUACCCGGCGUCGGCGCACUUUCCCAGUCAACGAUAUGUCGCUUCGAGUCGCUGACUCUUUCUCAUAACAACAUGAUCGCGUUGAAGCCGAUUCUCCAGGCCUGGCUGGAGGAAGCCGAAGCCCAGGCAAAGAACAAGAGACGCGACCCUGACGCCCCCUCAGUCCUUCCGGCCGGCGAAAAGAAGCGGAAACGCACGAGUAUCGCUGCGCCGGAAAAACGCUCACUAGAAGCGUUCUUCGCGGUCCAGCCGCGACCCUCCGGAGAAAAAAUCGCCGCAAUCGCUGAAAAAUUAGACCUCAAAAAAAAUGUUGUCAGAGUUUGGUUCUGCAAUCAACGACAAAAGCAGAAACGCAUGAAAUUCGCGGCUCAGCAUUGACCCGAGGGUGGUUUGUGACAGCAAAACUGACUGUACCCGCCACCAGCCCCUACGAACCUUGAACCGAAGCCCGAACCUCUUGGGGAGUAUCAAGGAUGGCCGUAGGUUAUCAAUAAUGAUAGAAAUAUCUAUUGCGGAGCUGGUGGGUGUCAGAAUUGUUGUUACACUAAUGAAGAAUAGUUUUAAUAAAUAAAUUAAUAAAUAAAAUAAUAUAAUAUUCUUAAUUUAAAUAAAUAGAUUGUUUAUAAAAAACAUUCAAGUGACGGCAAAUUCAGUGCGUGGAAAAUUGUUGGAUUAAUACACUAAAUCAUAAUAUAGAAAAACUAUGCCAGUCUUUGAUAAAAGUGAUCAUUAUUAUUAAAAAUUGUAAUUAUUGUUAUUUUAAAGAGACUUGAAUAUUUUUCAGAGAGAGAGGGAGAGAGAGAGAGAUACGUAGAUAGAUACAGAGAGAGAAAGAGAGAGUUCAGCUUCCUCCUUUAAACUGUCUUACCUUUUUAUUUUAUUCUCACCUUAAUUUUUUCUCUCUCUUACUCUCACUUAUUCUAUUAGAAUUUGUUUGAUUUUUUCUUUUUUAAUUAUAUUUAUAUUUAUUUAUUAAUUGAUAAAUAUAAAAAUUAUUUUAUUCAACGGAUUUCUCCCUCUCGUUUUCUUCUUGUCCUUGUAUUGUGUAAAGCACACUUGCGGUCAAAUCGAUCAAACGUAACCCACUUAGAGUCUAUAGAUCAGACGUAUGAAAUUUAACGUCGUUCAACCCACACACGGAUAGAAUACUAUAUAUAUGUAUGACGAGAAAUAUUAUUUUAAACUAUCAAAGAAAAGUCAAGAAGAAAAAUAAAAGAAUAAAAAUAUGGAUAUAACGUGUAUUGUGGAUGGACAAAUAUGAUUCCCACACUAGUGGCUAGUUUAUAUACCUUUACUUUUGUUUUAAAAACAUGUACCAAACCGACUAGAGUCACGUGUAUAUGCCGAUAAAUACAGCUGUGAAUAUCGUACAUGUAAGCUUACAAUCACUUG
Cotesia glomerata is the source of this 3027-nucleotide messenger RNA. It is a transcript of the gene acj6, whose product is annotated as inhibitory POU protein. Gene Ontology annotation, biological process: regulation of transcription by RNA polymerase II. Gene Ontology annotation, molecular function: DNA-binding transcription factor activity, RNA polymerase II-specific; RNA polymerase II cis-regulatory region sequence-specific DNA binding. The transcript is spliced from 4 exons. The record is from RefSeq and is a predicted model, not a curated record. Lineage: Eukaryota; Metazoa; Arthropoda; Insecta; Hymenoptera; Braconidae. The coding region runs from base 805 to 2013 and encodes 402 amino acids.